This is a messenger RNA of Neurospora tetrasperma FGSC 2508, 1674 nucleotides long. RefSeq lists its product as uncharacterized. Gene Ontology annotation, biological process: proteolysis. Gene Ontology annotation, molecular function: aspartic-type endopeptidase activity. Lineage: Eukaryota; Fungi; Ascomycota; Sordariomycetes; Sordariales; Sordariaceae. The record is from RefSeq and is a predicted model, not a curated record. The transcript has 2 exons. The coding region runs from base 1 to 1674 and encodes 557 amino acids.
AUGGAGUUCAGCAUCUUUAUCUCGGCGCUCGUCUUCCUCGCGGCUCACUCCCUCGCCGCCGUGGUUUCGCCCGGCUUACCUCAUUCUCAACAUCAUCAUUCCCGCCGUGACCCGAAAUCAGCGGCAUCAUUCUCACUUGCGGCUCACUACAACGCUGCCUUCCAUUCUGCCCAUCAUGAUCAACCCUCGAACCAUGGUCUCGCAUCCUACUACCGUUCCCUCUCUCGGUUGCCCAACAUCAACCUUGACUCCAUCCCCUUAGGUCUCAAGAGGGUCGUUUCCGGCAAACCCAAAGGCUCCAGCAGUAGUCUCCCCGCCACCCCCUUCUGGGAAGAGCGCGAGUAUCUCACCCCACUCACCGUCGGUACUCCUCCGCAGACGGUUAUCGUUAAUAUCGACACCGGUUCCAUCAGUUUAUGGCUAUUGAGCUCAGAGACCUUCAUCGCCAACAAGACGCUGCGGGUCUUGUACGAUAUUGGCAAGUCGACAACGGCGGAGAAGGUUGUUAAUGCUUCUUGGGCUACGCAUUAUGAGGAUGGAAGCUACGCCGCUGGAAAUGUGUACCACGACACCCUCUGCUUGGGCAAUGUUGAACUUCCCAAGGCCGUCAUACAAAGUGCUCUCGAAGUUAGCCUCGACCUCGCCUCAGACCUCGCCAUUUCCGGCAUCAUGGGUCUAGCCUACAACAUGUCGAGCGAUGUGCACCCCUUGGGCACGGAGACGACCGUCUUGGAGCAAAUCUUCGAGCGACUGGACCAGCCUCUAAUGACCAUCGACCUGCGCACCCACGCCAACGGGACUUACACCUUCGGAUCAAGCCCGGCUUCCAUUCCCGCGACAGCUGGGGAAAAGGGAAGAGCACCCUACAAGGGAGAAAUCAACUACUACCCCCUCAGCCCUAGCCCGUACUGGCAAACCACCUACGCCUUCUUCUCCAUCGCCAAUAGCACCUACCAAUCGCCGUGGAUGAACGCGGGCGGUCUCGAGGACGCCGACACUGAGCCCUCUACUCGACUCACUCCCACAUCCUCGACCUCCCCCCCUACAACUACCCCCACCGACUCCCUGCCAGAUCCAAAUGUUCCAGCCACGCAGCCCCUGCUCGCACGUGAAGCUAUCAUCGACACGGGUACUUCCAACAUCAUGCUCCCCGACGCCAUCGUCAAAAGUUACUACGCCCACGUUCCCGGCGCCGUGUUCCGCACCGAGUACAACACCUGGACGUUCCCUUGCGAUUUGAAGGUUCCUGUUCAUACGCGGUCUGGUCCGCCUCCUACUAGUGCUGAUUCUAGUGAUGAAGAGAAGAUGAAGCCCGAGCCCGUGCUCCCGGAUCUGAAAAUUGCCUUUGGCCGCGAAAAGGGUGGUUGGCACGCCACCAUUCCCGGAGCGCUGUUCAACUAUUCUGUGAUAGAGGUUAAGGAGGGUCACGGAGGCUCUUCUUCCACUACUGCUGCGCGUCCUGCUUCUUUGGAGAGGUUUGUUGGUGGCGAUGGUAGGGACGACAUGGCGGAGAAAGAGGACGACAACGAGCCGAAAAUGAUCACCACAUGCAUGGGUGGUAUUCAGAACAACAUGGACAUGGAUAUCUCUGUUCUUGGAGACAUCUUCCUUAAGGCUGUCUUUGUUGUGCUGGAUAUGAGAGGACGGGUGGGUUUUGCUGAUAAGGAGCUGUAG